AAUUAGAAGUGGCCAGUCCUUUUGAAUUACAAUACAUGAAAUUUUUUUUAUCAUUUUUCAAAUGACACUCCAUAAUCUAUUAUUAAAUAUCUCCUUCAUAUGAUAUAUAUGACUAAAUGGACAUGCCCCAUCCUAAACAUCUCCUUGCUGCAGGCCCUACAUUGUAGGCGGAAGAGAUUCAUAAUAAGAAGUGCGCAGUCCUUUUCUUUUUAGUUGCAUGCAUUCCUGGCGGUUGUUACUCGGUCAAUACACACUGAAUGAACCAGUUGAACGUUCAUCAAAGCUUCAGAAUCACAAAUAAGCCUGUGAGUGAACCAGGAGUCCUCUGUUUCAGGAACAUGUUUCAAUUUUAAAACUCAUAAUUUGGAUCAAAAGGCAACAGUUUUGUAAUCAUGCAGAUGUCCCUACUCAAGACUAAACACAGGACAGAAUUUUCCACUCAAUAUAAAAUCCCACUUGGGGCGGCAGCGGCCAAAGAUCCAACGCAAAACCCGUGGAAUGGCAGAGCUAGUCAAGGCCCAAAAAUUAGGAUUCCUGUAUGACAUCAACAGGCAAAAACAGCUUUAGUUUCUAUUUUAAACAUGCGGAAUAGAAUAGCCGAAUAAUGUCGCCCACGUGGUUUGGAUCGGGCAGGAUUGUAGGGUCAGCAUAAGUCGGCAAUUCCAAAAACUUUCCAUCAGAAUAAUCGCCAAUUCCUUGCAAUCCUCGUCCAUAAGUCCUUGAAAUUAUUAAAGCUGGAGUCUGGUGCAUAGAUUUCAAUUCACAGGGGGCAAUCCACAAUCAAUUCGCGUUUCAAGGCCAUGGGAUUCGAUGGUGAGUCCCGAUUCAGAGCAGAAAACAGCUUGGCAGAUGAGCUAUAUAACAUUGGGGGAAAAAUCAUGUUGGCGGCCAUUGUUGUUCUGUUCAUGGUGGUGCUCUUCAUUCUGGGCCUGCAUAUCUAUGCCCGCUGCGUUUGGCCUCGGUAUUCUAGAGCGGGUCGGAGUCGAACACGGGGCGGACCGUCUCGCCGCCGUCGACUGGCAUUUGCAGAGAAUGAGGACCCGCAAGGGCUGCAAAGAAAUGGGCUUGAAAUGUCUGUGAUUGAAGCUUUCCCCGUGUUUGUUUACCGAUCAGAGACUCACAAAGAUGAGAUUUUUGAAUGUGCGGUUUGUCUUUGUGAAUUUGGGGAUAACGAGAAGGGAAGAUUGUUGCCCAAAUGUAAUCACAGUUUUCAUAUCGAAUGCAUUGAUAUGUGGUUUGGAUCCAAUUCGACCUGCCCGCUCUGUCGAUCCGAUGCCCGGCCUGAUCCGGUCGAAGCCCAGGAAUGCCCUGUUUUGAUCGGGGAGACUGAAAAUCCGGCGGGUGAAGAACAGGGGCCGGCUGUUUCUGUGACUGAUUCUUCCAGUACUGUUCUGGUCGGUCUUCCAGAUUUUCAAGACAAUGGGUGCUCUGUUUUAAGGUCGGAUUCGAAUUUGGUCGAAGAAUCUUCUUCUCCCAAAUCAAUUGUAGUGGACAUUGAGUCUAGAAGAGCUGAUGUCGUUUCUUCUCCGAGGUCAUUCAUGGCGGAUAAUCAGCAGUUCGUUACUCCACGCAUAGAUUCCUCUCUUAAGUCCCCUGCUUCUCGGUUACAAUCGUUAAGGAAGAUUUUGGGUAUGUCGGUUUUGCAGAGUCCGGAUGGGAGUUCUCACAUUGAGCAGGGCGGUCCGGCCAAGGUCUGAUAAUGGCGGAAAUUCAAGGUCUGGUCAGCUUGUUCUUAAAUUCAUAGAAACCCAAACUGUGUAAUGAAGAGGAGGGUCAAAGAAUCAAUAGAGGCCGCCAUUGUUGUCUGAACAUUUUGAGUUCGGAAUCAAAUUUGAGGCAAUGUGGAACGCUUGGCAGAAGAAGAUCCGUGGCGAAUUGAAUAACUUAAACUUUGCUCCAAUCGCAUCGGCAAAGAUGUAAUGUAUGAUAUGAUGAAGAUUUUCUGUAGCUUCAGCUCAGUGUGCGAAUGCAUAUAAUUCUGUACGAUAGUGUAAAACUAGACAGAGACAAAUUAUCAGGCGAUAUGGUAGGUAGAGAUGUUCAAAUGAUGUUUUGGAAGGUAGAGAUGUUCAAAUGAUGUUUUGGAUUACUAUUGA
Messenger RNA from Cryptomeria japonica (Japanese cedar), 2096 nucleotides. Its product is annotated as RING-H2 finger protein ATL5. The transcript has a single exon. The coding region runs from base 801 to 1697 and encodes 298 amino acids. NCBI's taxonomy places the organism in Eukaryota, Viridiplantae, Streptophyta, Pinopsida, Cupressales, Cupressaceae. The record is from RefSeq and is a predicted model, not a curated record.